Phaethon lepturus (White-tailed tropicbird) is the source of this 422-nucleotide messenger RNA. Its product is annotated as beta-arrestin-1. The annotation marks the transcript as partial. Gene Ontology annotation, molecular function: G protein-coupled receptor binding. Lineage: Eukaryota; Metazoa; Chordata; Aves; Phaethontiformes; Phaethontidae. Gene Ontology annotation, biological process: signal transduction; G protein-coupled receptor internalization; visual perception. The record is from RefSeq and is a predicted model, not a curated record. The transcript has 5 exons.
AUCCCCCCCAACCUGCCGUGCUCCGUCACGCUGCAGCCCGGUCCGGAGGACACGGGGAAGGCCUGCGGUGUGGACUACGAGGUCAAAGCUUUCUGUGCAGAGAACCUGGAGGAGAAGAUUCACAAGAGGAACUCGGUGCGUCUGGUGAUCCGUAAGGUCCAGUACGCGCCGGAGCGACCCGGCCCCCAGCCCAUGGCAGAGACCACCCGGCAGUUCCUCAUGUCAGACAAACCGCUACACCUCGAGGCGUCCCUGGACAAGGAGAUCUACUACCACGGAGAGCCCAUCAGCGUCAACGUCCAUGUCACCAACAACACCAACAAGACGGUGAAGAAGAUCAAAAUCUCAGGUGAGGAGCAUGGUGACAUCUGCCUCUUCAACACCGCCCAGUACAAGUGCCCGGUGGCCGUGGAGGAUGCUGA